Kwoniella botswanensis is the source of this 855-nucleotide messenger RNA. RefSeq lists its product as uncharacterized. Lineage: Eukaryota; Fungi; Basidiomycota; Tremellomycetes; Tremellales; Cryptococcaceae. The coding region runs from base 1 to 855 and encodes 284 amino acids. The record is from RefSeq and is a predicted model, not a curated record. The transcript has 3 exons.
AUGUCAACGCUAGCCAACGCCGACCUCUCUUCAGACUCAGAGAACGACGGCGACUACGUACCUACCUCGCCGAAACGGAAGAACAAAUCGCAAAAGGGGUCGAAGAGAGUCAAAAGAGCUAAAUUAGAUGGAGAGGAGUCGGAUUCAGCUACUUCCUCAUCCUCUUCUACCGAUGAUGAAGAUCAGGAUCAAGAUGAUAAGGUAAACGGGAAGGUAGAUGGGAAGGUAGAUGAGAUUGAAGAGAGGAAAAGAAAAGCUAGGGAAGAAUUCGAAAGGAUGAAAGCUGAAUUAUCGACCUUCACGAACGAUACGAAAGGAAAAGAAUCGGGACAGGAGGAAUUGGUAGAAAUUAAACGAGCUAGGAGGUUCGCAGGGGAAAUCAUAUAUGAGACAGUAAAGCUGAAAAAGGAUGAUCCAGAGACGAUAGCCUUUUUUUCUAAACAGGAUCAGAAUCGAACUACCUCAGAAUCCAAGGAAGGUACUACGAACACGUCCGAAAAUCAGAGUGAUAUACCGAAAGAUGAUCAUUCAUCCUCUAUACCCACUCAAGGGCAACAAAAACAAUCUCCUAUCACCACAUCCGCACCCGCACCCGCACCCCGUCCGAAAGGUCCUCCCAUACGGAGAAAACCACGUCAGAGUCUGGAAGCCAUGUCGGCAGCUUUAGAUAAAGGUAAGAAGAUGACUACGCUGGAGAAGUCUCAGAUGGAUUGGAGAUCGCAUACCACCUCGACCACUGGACUUUCUGAUGAACUAGCAUUGAAUAGGAAGAACGGUGGAGGGUAUUUGGAUAAGAAAGAUUUCUUAGAUAGAGUGGGAGAGAGGAGAUCGGAUACAUUUGAUAGUAAGAGGUAG